Hypanus sabinus (Atlantic stingray) is the source of this 4125-nucleotide messenger RNA. RefSeq names its product NACHT, LRR and PYD domains-containing protein 12-like. Gene Ontology annotation, molecular function: protein binding. Gene Ontology annotation, cellular component: cytoplasm. The transcript has 14 exons. The record is from RefSeq and is a predicted model, not a curated record. Lineage: Eukaryota; Metazoa; Chordata; Chondrichthyes; Myliobatiformes; Dasyatidae. Bases 422 to 3442 code for a protein of 1006 amino acids.
GGCGGCGGCGGAUCGUCUGUAGGGUCCGGAUUAGGAGACGACCAUCACCCCCAGAGUCGGGAAUCCGGGGGAGGGUUCACUGUCCGUGCGUGAAAACAAGUUCUCAUCGCUCCUGACCUGUCCAUCACUUGACUUCAUCUGUGACAUCCAAGCUCGCCUCGUUCUCCUCCCGAAACUUUUUAUUCAGUUAGACCUGCGGUGAGAAGUUUAUUGGAAGAAACGCCCACAACUGAAAACGAGGGAACAGCAACAAGUGAACCAGCCCGAGGACGGAGAUCAUCAAUUCAACAGAACUCUUCUGACUCGGAGUUUCCAUUGACUCAGUCAGGAGAAAGUUUGGUCAUUGCCAGCAGGUGGGGCUUUCUUCCACCCGGACGUCGGACAAGCAGACGAUAAUCAACCAACGUCAGUCAGAGUCAGAAUGGACACAGAUCUGAACUCCGCCAUCUGCGCCUUCCUGUCAAAUUGUGACGAUCACCAACUGUUCCGGUUGACGAGAUUCUACAUGGAGCGACUGGAGCAGGCGAUUGAGGAGGGCGUGGAGGGAGUCAGCUUCAUGUUAAUGGGCGAGGAUCACUUCACCGGGCAGGAGUAUCACAGCGUGACUGAGCUCGCGGAGAAGGGAAACCGAGCGGGCGCUUCCAAACUCCUCCUGGAUCUGGUGAUGGAGAAGGGCUCCGGGGCCCGGAAAGUGAUGUGGGAAUCCUUUGUGAAACUACAUCACCAUUUACCGAAGCUGAGCAGAAUAUUGAAUGAAAUACGGGAGCGAGGUAACGGCCAGUUCGCCUACAUGGACACUGAGCGGGGUUUCUCUGAAGUGCCCAAGCAUCUGGAAGAUGUUCGAAGGAAACACAUGGAGACUUUGCGGACACAAACUGAAACACUGAGAGUGAACACGAUCCUGAUGAGGGAGAAGGUGAAGGUUUUCCAGCUGGAUGAUCGAUACGCUGAGCUCACGGUCAUUUCUACUGUUCGAGAUCGGAAACUGGUGGAACAUGAGCUGCUGGCAAGAGGCAGAGAUCACGAGGAGUGGAGAGAAAAAGAUCUCCGUGGUAAGCUGGAAAAAAUCCGUACUGAUCAGUUAUUCAAGAAGAGCUUUGUUCAAAAAUUGCAAAGAUACUUCUUUGGAAACAAAUCAGGGAUAUCCGCAGCAGUGGCCGGAGUCCCAGGGAUCGGGAAAACAACAAUGGUACAAAAGAUUGUUUAUGACUGGGCCGCGGGGAAGAUAUACCAACAAUUCCAGUUUGUCUUCAGUUUCAAAUUCCGGGAUUUAAACACCAUUAACUGUAGAAUAAACCUGAAAGAACUGAUUCUGCAUCAUUACCCCUACUUUGGGAAUAUGCUGGGAGAGAUCUGGAAACAGACAGAGGGACUGCUGUUCAUAUUCGAUGGUUUGGAUGAAUUCAAGGACAAAAUCAACUUUGUUGAUCGUCGGAGAGACACAGAAUCACAGUACACAGAUCCUGAAUUCAAGUGCAAGGUGUCUGAUAUUGUGUACAGUUUAAUCCAGGGCAAGCUGCUCCCAGGGUGUUCAGUGCUGGUGACCACCCGUCCCACUGCGUUACAUUUAUUGGAAAAGGCAGACAUCAGUGUCUGGGCUGAAAUCCUAGGAUUUGUUGGUGAGGAACGGAAGGAAUAUUUCAUCAGGUAUUUUGAAGAUCAGACGGUGGCGGAAGCUGUUUUCAAACAUGUGAAGGAGAACGAGGUCCUGUAUACCAUGAGCUACAACCCCUCCUACUGCUGGAUCCUUGCUCUGGCACUGGGCCCCUUCUUCACACAAAGAGUCAGGGACCCACUGCGUGUUCCCAAGACCAUCACCCAACUGUACUCCUACUAUAUUUACAACAUCCUGAAAAACCAUGGCCGUGAGAUUGAGAACCCGCGUGAUGUGUUACUCAGGGUUGGUCAGAUGGCCUUCAGAGGAGUUCACGAGAGGAAGAUUGUGUUUACAGAUGGAGAUUUGAUCAACUACAAUCUGCAGCCUUCCCAGUUCCUGUCUGGGUUCCUGAUGGAGCUUUUGGAGAGAGAGGAUUCUGCCCGGAGCGUGGUGUACACAUUCCCACACCUCACUAUCCAAGAGUUUGUAGCUGCAGUCGCACAAUUCCUGAAUCCACAUCCCGGGGAUAUCCUGAAAUUCCUCACUGAAGCCCACAACACGACAGAUGGACGAUUUGAGGUAUUUCUUCGUUUUGUUGCUGGUCUCUCCUCCCCAAUGACAGCUCGGGGCCUGGAGGAGUUUCUGGGUCCAUUUCCUCAUCAAACAACCUGCCGGGUGAUUGACUGGGUGAAGGAGGAGGUUCAACGCCAGAGUGGAAACACAGAGAGUGAAGCUGGUAAAAGGAGCCUCCUGAACACAUUGCACUACCUGUUUGAGUCUCAGAAUCGUGGACUGGCUCAGGCCGCACUGGGAUCUGUGGAAAUGCUUUCAUUCAGUGGAAUGACACUGACCCCGAUGGACUGCGCGGUCCUGUCUCAUGUCAUCGGACUCUGUGAUGCAAUAAAACACCUCGACCUGGGGAUCUGCCACAUUCAGAUUGAAGGAAUACAGCGGCUGGGACCCGGGCUGUACAAGUGCCAGGAUUUGAGACUUGGGGAGAACGACUUGGGAGAUUCAGGAGUGAAACUGGUGUCUGGGGCUCUGAGGAACCCGGAGUGUAAAGUACAGAAACUGGGGCUGUGGGAAGUCGGUCUCACAGAUUCUGGUGCCGAGGAUCUCGCCUCCGCUCUCAGUACAAACCCAUCACUGACGGAGCUGAGCCUGAGUUAUAAUAAACUGGGAGAUUCAGGAGUGAAACUGGUGUCUGCGGCUCUGAGGAAGUCAGAGUGUAAAAUACAGAAACUGGGGCUGAGGGAUGUCGGUCUCACAGAUUCUGGUGCCGAGGAUCUCGCCUCCGCUCUCAGUACAAAACCAUCACUGACGGGGCUGAACCUGGGUGAUAAUAAACUGGGAGAUUCAGGAGUGAAACUGGUGUCUGCGGCUCUGAGGAAGUCAGAGUGUAAAAUACAGAAACUGGGGCUGAACAAUGUCGGUCUCACAGAUUCUGGUGCCGAGGAUCUCGUCUCCGCUCUCAGUACAAACCCAUCACUGACGGAGCUGAACCUGAGUGAUAAUAAACUGGGAGAUUCAGGAGUGAAACUGGUGUCUGCGGCUCUGAGGAACCGGGAGUGUAAAAUACAGAAACUGUGGCUGAACUAUGUCGGUCUCACAGAUUCUGGUGCCGAGGAUCUUGUCUCCGCUCUCAGUACAAACCCAUCACUGACGGAGCUGAACCUGAGUGAAAACUCUCUGACAGACGGAUCUGUCCCCGGUCUCCGCCGCCUCAUACUGACCCUCCCGAGUCUGAAGCGGAUCUGGCUGUUGGUGAAUCAGUUCAGUGAGACCGGGAAGAAGGAACUGAGAUCUCUGCAGGAACCCAGACCCGGACUGACAGUGGAUCUGUGAACAUCCGAAUGUGUGAACAUCCCCGCCCGCGGGAUGGGGACAUUUGGCCGACUCCCCGCCCUCCCCUUUAACUCCCGCCCUUACCUUUAACGCCGCCUUUAACGGCCGCGCGCCGGGGCUGAUUCCCGACGGUUUUAACUGGACCGGCUCAAGCCUCGCGCUGUGUGCGUCGCUCGGAGAGGUCCCGCAGUGACGUGUUUCCGCCUGUUGCCCGGCGGGGCAGCUUCCGCCGGAAGUGCGUGUACGAGACUCCCCACGUGGCACCCCGGGGAAUUACCCGGACGGGAAGAGCCCGGGGGUCCGGGGCUCAGUCUGGGACACCAGUGUCCCGGGGUGGGGGGGAUGAUCCCGGGAGAGAAUCCUUUUGCCCCCUUUGCUGAGGACGGUGCAUUCGGCAGCCUGGCCGAUAUAAUGAUGUUAAAUGGACAAAUCCUUCGGCAGUGACCCUGGAUCUGCAGCGAUCCCGGACACGGCCCUGAAGUGUGAUUUUAUAAUCAUCGGUUCCCCGAUGCAGAGUGACGGUGAGAAACGGGACUGAUUAUUCAACCGGUCACCCGUUGUCGCCGGUCAGUUAAUUGUGUCUGACUGUGAGUGAGUCGGGAGCAGCUUAUUUAUUCCCGCACGUCAGCAGCUCACACAUUGUUUAAUUACAUUUGUCUUGAUGAAAUCAAUAAACCACUGUA